Molecule: messenger RNA, 1837 nt
Organism: Juglans regia (Persian walnut)
Lineage: Eukaryota; Viridiplantae; Streptophyta; Magnoliopsida; Fagales; Juglandaceae
Product: heparanase-like protein 3
Exons: 10
Coding region: 112-1779 (555 amino acids)
Cellular component (GO): membrane; plant-type cell wall
Molecular function (GO): beta-glucuronidase activity
Source: RefSeq, a predicted model, not a curated record
CUGUCUUUAAAAAAUCUGGUCUCUGGUGGAGGUUUUUCUUCAUAUCUAAUUAUCUGGAUUGUCUUGGGGAGGUUUCCCUAGCAACUAUGAUAUCUUCAGCUACAGCAGACAAUGGUACAAAAUAAGCGCAUGCAGAAGACUUUGUCUUAUGGGAUGGGUUCUCUAUGUCUGCUCUUUUGUGGGUGUUUCUGGCUUUACUGGAUCAUUCACAACAUCUAUAUGUCUUCAAAGGCUAGAAAUACCGUUGAAGGUGUGGUUUAUAUAAAUGGGGAAACUUCAAUUGGACGAAUAGAUGAUGAUUUUGUCUGUGCCACUUUGGAUUGGUGGCCUCCUGAGAAAUGCGACUAUGGAAGAUGUAGCUGGGGCAGAGCUUCUAUACUAAAUCUAGAUCUAAACAACGUUAUAUUACUGAAUGCCAUCAAAGCUUUUUCUCCCUUAAAAAUUAGAUUAGGUGGGACCUUACAAAACAAAGUCAUAUAUGAGACAGAAGGCAAUGGACAACAAUGCAAUUCAUUUGUCAAAAAUGAUUCAGAGUUGUUUGGAUUCUCUCAAGGCUGCUUAUCAAUGUCUCGCUGGGACGAACUCAACCUUUUCUUCAAGAAAACCGGGGCUGUUGUUGUUUUUGGUCUAAAUGAGCUAAGCGGGAAGACUAUAGACAACCGAAGUGCUGCUGUUGGAGCUUGGAAUUCCAGUGAUACUGAGUCUCUUAUACGAUAUAGUGUCAGAAAGGGUUAUACUAUUCAUGGUUGGGAGCUUGGAAAUGAACUGAGUGGGAAUGGAAUUGGAACAAAAGUUUCAGUAGAUCAAUAUGCAUCUGAUAUAGACUCUCUCCAAAACAUAGUGAAGAAUAUUUAUACUGGUUUCGAAGUAAAACCACUAGUCAUUGCACCAGGAGGUUUCUUUGACGCAAACUGGCUCUCAGAAUUCAUCAAGAAAACGCCUAAAUCUCUUCAGGUGGUCACACUCCACAUUUACAGCCUUGGUCCAGGUGUGAGUGAUCACCUUGUUGACAAUAUCCUGGAUCCAUCUAGUCUUGAUAGCGUAUCGCAUACAUUUAGUAGCCUUCAGAGCAUCCUGAAGAGUAGUGGGACUCGAGCAGUUGCAUGGGUUGGCGAAGCAGGCGGUGCUUAUAACAGCGGCCACAAUCAUGUCACUAAUGCAUUUGUUUUCAGUUUCUGGUACUUGGACCAGCUCGGACUGGCGUCGUCUUUUGACACCAAAACAUAUUGUAGACAAUCCUUGAUUGGUGGAAACUAUGGCCUACUCAACACUUCCAGUUUCGCUCCAAACCCUGACUACUACAGUGCACUUCUUUGGCACCGUUUAAUGGGAAACAAAGUUCUAUCCACAAACUUCUCCGGAACCAAAAAAAUUCGUGCUUAUGCUCACUGCUCAAAGAAAAUUCAAGGAAUCACAUUGCUCUUGAUCAACCUAGAUGGUAGCACUACAGUUCAAGUGUACAUUUCGACAGAAAAUGAUACUAGCUUCAGUACUUCAACUUCACAAGAAAGUCAAAAUCCAAGAACAAAAUUUGCCACAAUGUCUCCAGGGUCUAGAAUUGGUAAUGGUACUAGAGAAGAAUACCACUUAACAGCAAAAGAUAGGAAUUUACGCAGCCAAACAGUGCUUUUAAAUGGGCAAAUACUCACAGUAGAUUCUUCUGGGGCUAUUCCAUCCUUGGAUCCAAUAAAUGUAAACCAAUCAGAUCCAGCAACUGUUGCUCCUUUCUCUGUUGUAUUUGUUCAAAUACCUUACAGUAAUCUCUCUGCAUGUAGUUAAGUACAGCGACAAAUAUUGAUAAAUCCCACUUGCAUGUGUAAAAUAAUAUCCCAAACUU